GGAAAAAUCUGACUAUUUAAGGGGGCUGGAUCCAAACCAUCGGUAAACAACCAGACAUGGAAGCUUCUGUGAUAAUCCAAAUCCUCUGUACACUAUGGUUCUGUUUAACCAUUUUAACUGAAGGACAAAUCAGUGGGAAGUUAGAGACUCAGUUUAAAAAUCCUUUAGGAAACUUUCCUCUACUCAACAUUGAGAUUGAUCACCAAACUGGUAAUGUCUUUGUGAGUGGUAUGAAUGUUCUCUACAGGUUUAGUAUGGAUGGUACCAAACUGAUUCAGAAGGUGGCCAAAAAAACUGGUCCAGAAGCCAACUGCUUGACACCUGAAGAUAAGGAGUACUGUAAGGACUACAAUACAGUGAUGGUUGUGACACCUAAUAGUUUGAUAACCUGUGGUACAUUGAGAGGUGGACUUUGUUUAACACGUGAUAAAGAGUCUCUAAACAUUACCAUCACUUCCCCAAGUAUCCGUUUAGUAUCAAAUGAGCAGGCCUCAGCCGUGGGAAUCUUCCUAAAAAUUAGAGACAGGAGUUCAUCUGGAAGUUUUGAAAACAUUGUUUUGUUUGCAAAACAAUACACAACUUUACCACUCGGUGAAUCCACUUUUGGUACAGUAGCCAUAUUCUCAGCUUUACCAGACCUUUCAGCUGUCAAUAUAGGUUCUUCUAAAUUUGGAAAAAUAUUUGAUAUGAUAUUGAAAACACCAAGGAAUGUUGUAAUGGACUAUAGAGUGGUGAUUGAAAAUGACAAGUUUGUUUUUCUUCUGGUGAAUCAGGAUUCACAAUCAAAGCUUGUUAAAAUCUGUAAGUCCAUAGAUAUUGCACCGGUAGAUCCAAAGAAAGUGUAUGAAGAUAUUCCUAUAUCUUGUAAUUCAGAAGGGACAAACUUGACUCAUGUCAAGCAUGGAACCUUUAUUUCUGCUUCUGGAAAGAAAUACCUAGUUGGACUUUUUUCAAGUUUGAACCCUACAUUGUCUGCAGUGUGUGUUUUUGAAGAAAAUGAGAUUUAUCAAAGGUUUUUGACAUCAAGAAAACACCGAUAUGGGUGUCCAGAGCAUAAUCUUCCAAAAAAGGAUAGGAUAUUUCUUGGGGAUAAAGGAGAACAACUAAAAUGUGCCAACACUACAGUUGAUAAAAACAAUCAGUCUAUUCCAGGAUUGUAUGAUGCUUUUAACAAAGGAGAUUAUUGUAAUAAUAUAACAGGGAGCGUAUCUCAGUUUGGUAUUAUUGUUGGACUGUUGCCACUAGAAGGUACUGCAAUAUACUCUACCAAGUCUCAUCGAGUCACAGUUGUUGGAAGUGCAACUAUUAAUAACCUGAUAACACUUUAUAUUGGUACGGACAAUGGACAUGUUAUUCAGGUUUUCUAUGACCCAGUGAAAGAUAAAACAAUUGAGCUUCAGCAAUUUAAAGUUGACAGUUCUAAGAUACGGGCCAUUAGAAAUCUGAAUGAAGAGAUGUACAUCAUGUCUCAAAACAAGAUCGUGAAAUUGAUUCAGGAGACCCAGUGUGGAGAGUACUCUGACAACUGUCAGCAAUGUAUGGACGUCAGAGACGCUAACUGUGGGUGGUGUGUGACCAGCAAUAGAUGUACCACAAAAAUGGAAUGUGCAAGUGUUGGUACUGAUUACUGGCUUCCAUCUGUGAAAAACCAAUGUCUGAGUCUGGAGUUUAAGGAUUAUCCAUCAGGAUAUGCUUACAAACUGGAUCAAACCACGAAGCCAGUAACAUUGUCUGUGACUUUUGUGCCACCACUUGAAACUAAUGAAAACAUGACAUGCAGACUUGGUAAUACAUCGAUACAACAAGAUAUUACACCUGGUUGGAUUAAUUGUACAAUACCGGAAGAAACUAACAGUGGCAGAACAGAAAGGAUAUCAUACCAAGAGGGAGAUAUUCCACUCCAGAUCUUGCUGAACAGAAAUGUCAUAGCAGAAAUAAAAAUACUGUUCUACAGAUGUUCUAAUUUUACCAGUUGUGGAAAAUGCAUUGAGCAAGAAAGAACAGAUUGUUACUGGUGUACAGAAGAGGCUACCUGUAACAGAGCCGCGGGUAAUUGCGGUAAUUAUAAAAAAGCCAUUUAUAAACCACAAACUCCGGUUUCUGAUUGCCCUCAAAUUUUAAGCCAGACUGUGUUGAUUCCAUCUGGACGGUCAAGGACUUUAGAAUUCAGGGGCAAGAAUCUUUCAGUGCCUGAAAAUUUUACGUACCAGUGUUGCAUUGAUGGUUCAGACGACACUUUUAAAGGGGAGAAGAUACGAGGAACAAACAACAUACGAUGUUUGGAUAUAAAGACGAAGAAGGAAGGCUUCAAAAGUGUGGAAAUCAAAUAUGGGCCAAGCGGGAAUGUUUCUUUGGAAGUUUUUGAUGGAGUUGUUGCUCUGUAUGCAUACAAAUGUGAGUCACUUUCUUCAUACCGAGAGGACUGUAGCACCUGCCACUUCCUGAAUCAAUCCAAGGGAUACGAGUGUCAGUGGUGCCAAAAUACAGGCUGUGUGGAUGUAGAUAAUAACCAGUGCAGCCAGGCAGACACCUGUGGUGGACCUAUAGUUACCAAAAUUUCUCCAACAGAUGGUCCUCCAGAAGGAGGGACAGAGGUCACUAUAGAGGGAUUCAACUUUGGAAUUAAGUCAACUGUAACAGUUACGAUCGCUGGGGUGCAAUGUAAAAAUGUUACAUUUGUGGAUCGGAAGAUGAGAUGCAUCACACUAAGCAAAUCUUUUGCUUCCACGGAGAAGUCUGAGGAAAGUGGACAGGUGGUUGUGAUGGUGGAUGGCAUGAACUCGUCAGAAGACAUUCAGUUUACUUACAAGGUUCCAAAGAUAACAGAUAUCAAACCAAAACAAGGUAUCUUGUCUGGAGGAAGGACCAUUCAUUUAAGUGGAACCAAUCUAAACAUUGGCAAUAUGAAGUAUGCAGUGGAGUUGAUCAAUGUAGACAAAAACAAACCACAAUUACCUAUAGGAUGUACCAUAAUCAAAGGAUUGCCAGGUAGAGGGGACAUAACCUGUAAACCAAAAAUGGCAGUGGACGUAGGGAAGUAUAAAGUGAAUGUUACCUUUGACACCAAUACAGAAGUGGAUAGUAGCCUCCAGUUUGAAUAUCUACCAGACCCAGUCAUUAAAGCAACUGAGCCUGCAGAGCUGAAAUCAAUCAGCAGUGGAGGAACAAAUUUCAAUGUGAUUGGUGAAGGAUUUACUGCCAUUGAUAGUCUAACAGUGGGAGUUGAGGACAGUGAGGAAAGAGACUCAACAUGCAGAAUUCUCACCCUAACUAAACUUGAAUGCAAAUAUCCAAGAAACAGAGAAAGCGAAAAGCGACGGAAAAAGAGAGCUGCUAGCUCCAAUAUUGUCAUCUACCUUGAUGGAUUUUUCCAUAAAUUCACUUCUAGUGUAUUGUAUGUGGAUGACCCUCUGUUUGUAGCUUUCAAUGGUAAUACAACAUACAACUUUGAUCCAAGUGCUGAAGAAUCAAUCACAUUAGUGGGUAAGGGUUUAGCCACUGUAACAAAGAAGCAGGAUUAUCAGGUGCUUGUCGGCUCUGGAGAAUGCGCCAUUACUAGCUUAAAUGAAACAGAACUAAUUUGUCGACCCCCCAAUAAAGAACCAUCACCGAGGUUCAAUGAAGAAAAGUUAUUCAUCAGGGUAAAAGUUGGUAACGCAAACCAAAUUGUUGGAGUAAUGGAGUACGCGACCGAAACUCAAAUCACCAUCAUCAUCAUUGUGGUGCUUGUUGUCUUGUUAAUCGGCAUUGUGGUCUUUGCCGUUCUGAUGCUGCGGAGAAAUCGUGUAAGGAAUGCGAGGAAAAUUGAAAAGUUCAUGACGGAGAUGCACGAAUUGGAGCAGAAUACUAUGAGGAUCAACCAAGAGGAGUUUGCAGAGAUGCAGCUGAAUAUUACAGACAUAAAGCGUGACCUAGUGUCCACAGGAAUCCCCUAUCACUCGUACCAAAGUUACACCCAAUACAUCCUGUUCCCAAAGGAGGUGGAAGCUGCCACCAUUGCGUCUCUGUUGGAGCACUCAGGGUUUUCCAGUAAGAAUGCUGAAAAGGCUAUGGACCAGUUUGACAAACUGAUGUCCAACAAGUACUUUGUUAAAUCUCUUAUUGGGACCCUUGAAAAACAGAGGAAGAUCACAUUAAGUGACAAGGCUCAAUUUGCUGCCAACUUCAGUGUAAUUAUGAUGGGGAAGAUGAGAGAUUUCUUCGAGAUUGUAAACUGCUUGUUAUCAACUCUGGUGGAUUCUGCCAACAAAAAACAACACAAAACUCUCUUUAACAGAUUUGAGUCCAUUUCUCUGAGAUUACUAUCCCACUGGCUCUCUGUUUCCCUCUAUCCAUAUCUGAAGGAGGGAGGUGGCUCCUCUCUGUUUAUGUUGUACAAGUCAACCCAGACGGUGGUGGAGAAACGCCCCGUGGACGAGGUGACCGGGGAGGCCAAGAAUACCCUGUCUGAGGACAACUUCCUGAGGGAGAAGAUUGACUGUCUGACUAUGAAACUUGAAAUUGACUUGAAUGGCAAUGGAAACUUAUACACCUGUGAGGUUCUGGACUGUGACACAAUAAAUCAAGUCAAGAGCAAGUGUCUGUACCAAAUCUACAAGAACAAACCAGCUUCAGAAAUGCCCUCCACAGACGAAGUUGACUUAGAAUGGAUGGCUGGAAAAAGUGGUCGUCUGACCUUGAGCAAUAUUGACCAAACGAGUGAGAGGGGUGAUGGUAUGGUGCGUCGCAAUACCCUCAAACACUAUCACGUGCUAGAUAACAGUCGCAUGGCGCUGCUGUACAAGUUCUCACCUGAUGUUGAACAUGAUGAUGAAGAUGAUACCUAUGUUAACCAGCGAUCCCCUUCUGAUGUUGACAUAACCAUUCCUCCCAAUGUCCAGCUGAUUCAGUCUGUGUCUUCGACAGGAAGUCUGGAAAACCUCAGACAAUGGCAUUUGGUAAAAAAUAUUGAAGAAGAGGAUUCUCAUGAGAAGCCCUCCAAACUCAAGGACAUCGGGAAGACAAGUCACAUCACCAAUCUUAUGCACACCAAGCUAGUUUUACAGGACAAUAUUAAGGAAGUUUUUGACAGCGUGCUGAAUCAUGAGACGGUCCCUCUAGUGGUGCAUUACCUAUUUGGCGUAUUGGAAAAUCUGGCUAAUAAGAACAGUGUUGAACCAGACACUUUACUUUGUUGGAAGAGUGAAAGCUACGCCAUGAGGGUUUGGGCCACCCUUCUGGUCCGUCCUGAGUUCCUGUUUGACAUCCAGAAAGCCCGGCACGUGGAGCCAUGUCUUAAUGUGAUUAAGCAGGUCUUCAUUGAUUGCUUCCAUUCCACCAAGAUCAGCAAGGAUUCAUCCUUGCAAAAACUUCUGUUUGCCCAAGAAGUUCCACACUACCAGAAAAAGACAGAACAGUUCUACAAGGCCCUGGGCAACAAAGCUGCUAUAACAGAUGCUGAUUUCUGGAGUGAGAUGUCUCGCCUCAGUUUGUUACAACAGGAGCAUCUGAAGUUCUCGAAGUCUGCUGCUCUCGUAAAACUGUAUAGAUUUGUCAAUCAGUAUGUGGAAGAGAUCAUCGAAGAUUUGGAUGCAGGAGAUGAAACCAGUGAUCUUCUGUUUGGUUCAAAACUGGAUGAUAUAGUCCGUUUAAUGGAGACUGAUUCCUGACUAUAUGAUAGAUAAAAAAAGUCAUAGAUUUUACAUCAUGCUUUGGACUCUUUUGUAGCUCAUUUACCUUUUUAGCGCUGUACACAGCUGAUUAACACAUAGCCUUGUUAUGUUUUAUUAUUUAAAUGUUUAGGGUAUCUAUAUAAAUUUGUGUGUGUAUAUAUGAGCAUGUUGAUGCAUGAACUUAGUCUAAACCAAAGGCAAAUCACAAACCAGAAACAAUCAAGAAGUUGACAAGUGUUUUAUGUACAGAUGAUUUUCAUGUGUAUAGAUGUGAGUAAUAUGCAUGUGCUUAUGGUGUAUUUACACUUUAAAAUUUAUUUACUUUCACUUUAGAAGCUUGUUUCUCUUGUCCAUAUGACCAAUUCUAAUGAAGAGCUUACUGUAUAGAAAUGAGUCAGUUUUACUGUACUCUUUUAAAAGUUAAGAACUUUUUAUUAUGGCUUUUUUAAGCUGAUCAAAAGAUCAUGUUAAAUUGUUUUAGUCCUUUUUUGUACAAAGUUCUUCAGAAGUUAAAGUAACAUGACAUACAUGUGUAAUUUAAAGUUGAAGGAUAUUAUAUUAACUUUUGGAGGGGGUCUCUCUGCUAUAUGCAGGGAAAUAUUCGCCCCAAUUUUAUUUUCACCCCCUUUUGUCUUCAUCCAAUUUAAGACUUGUCGAAUUCAAAACAUUUUUUACCAGGAAAUAACGGUGUUGAUUGAAUAUAGUAAUAAUUUCAAACCGUAUUAGGGCGAUUUCAAGACGAGGUGAUACCAAUUGGAAGUUUAGAAAGGACAAGGAACAAGAAGCGAAAAUAACCCUGUAGGCAGUAGACGUUUUAUUGGCAGAUAUUGAUUAUCAUUAUAUCUUAGUGUGUAAAGUGAUUGUUUUUGUUGGCAGAUAUAAAAAAAAAAAUACUUGUAUUGACAUCGUGUAAAAAAAAUUAUUAUAUAUUACUAGUAUUCAUUUAUGCAAAGUUAUCCAUAUGGCUUCAAAAAUCAAAGAUUGGUGAAAAUGUGAGGUUGUCAAAAUGCAAUGCUGUAUGUUGUACAUUUAUUUUUUGAUUUGACAUGCUUAUCCAAUAACUGUAUAUCUUUGUUGAACUUUUCUUAAAAGCAUUUUAUUUACUAGUCUAGAAUUGUUUGAUAUUAAUUGUCAUGAAGAAUUAAAAAAAAAUAGAAUAUCUAUACUUUAUUAAGAUACACAUGUUACCAUUUAUGUUUUUGAAAUCUAUUAGUAUAUGCAUGUUAAUUAAAUCCAGUGGUUGUUCAUUGCCAAAGGUUCACUCCAGUUUUCCAAUAGAUUACUGCCUUCUGUGUGUGAAAUGCACUUUGUAUAUAUGAAUUAUGCCUAUAUAACAUAGUGCCUUUUUAUGAUGUGACAAGCUUUGAAUUCAUUUUAUGGAAAGAUACCAGAAGGGUUCACAAAUAAUAGGUUCAUAUAUAUUAAUGAGCUCUCUCUAUAUGAUAUUUACGGCUUAUUACAGUUUCAUUUUUUAUUCGAAUUCGCUGGCAUCUGCAGAGCUUUUUGGACUUAAAAUAAGCAUGCUUCGAAUCGUGAGAUAAGGAAUUCUGUGUAAAAUACAAAGUUUACUGUUCUUUGGCCAUUUUGAAACAACCCCCCCCCCCCAAUUUAUAUCAUCAAUAUAUAAAAAAUCUUGCUUGGCAAGCCUAGAAGAACAAAUCUUACCAUUUACAAUAUAUGUGUAAUAAGAUUUGUUUAGAUACAUGAAAAGAUUUGUUUUUUUGUAUAUUCUUCAUUUAGUUUAUUUUUUUUUUCAUAUAAUAUGAUUUUACAUAGCUUGGAAAGAAAGUAUAGCAAAACCAAACAAGGAAAAAUGAAAGAAAAAUUUUAAACAUGCUUUAUGUAUCCAACUGCGUUGGCAUCUUAUUCUAUCUAGAGAGAUUUUGUUGCUAUGUAAUUUUUCAAUCUCAAUCAAGUUGUUUUGUAUGGUUUUUUUUAACCUGAAAUAUCAUAUAGAUCUUCAUGCAUGUUUUCAAUAAUGCAUUAUAAAAUUUUGUUAUCUCACCUGACAUUUAAUUACAUGCAUAAAUCAAAUGAUUUUUGUAGUUGUUUAGGCGGAUGUUGACCUUUGUAUUGAAUUUCACAAACGCCACUUUAAUAGAGAUGAAAGCCUUCUUUUCUUUACAUAUAGUCUGUGAACAAGAAACUCAUCAGAAAACUUGUUGAUUUGAUGACUAGAUUUAUUGUUUUACAAUUGUUAAUUGCAUACCUGUUUUACAUAUGAAUUAUUUUAAAAUAUGAAUAAGACCUGGCAAAAACUAUAAUUUUUUUCUCUACGUCUACAUGCAGUGUAAUGUGAUGUGAAAUUGAUAUUGGAGCUUUUAUUACCGUAUUUAUAUAUAUACGCAGUUCUGUGGUUUCAUCAUAAUGAAAACCAAUUUUGUAUAUUACGUUGUUGAGCGGGCCAACAGAUUCAAAUGUUCAAGCAUUAUGAAUAACUAGAACAGUUCGUUAACGAAUAUAUGAACCCUCGAAAUUCGCUUGCUUUUUAAAGUCCGCUAAAAUUGAUGCCAACGAAAAGUGAUGAUACCACAGUAUAGAGAAAGUCAUUCGCUAGAACAUGACGCCAUCAGUACAAAUCAAAAUAAACUUUAUACAUUUCAAGAAGUACAACUUUUAGAAAACAGGAAUUAUGAACACUGUCAACAGACAACACAAGUACUUUUUAAUGAGUUUCGGGAAAUUUUAGAAACCUUUUUAGCUGAACAACAUUUGUCCAUAUUUUGCUCAAGGUGCAAUUAUCUUUUAAGGGGUCAGUACAAUGAUCAAUGAUGUACAACUCGUUUUAGUGGGUGUUCGAAUGGUUUGAUAAUGAACAUGAUGUAGAUAUACUUAAUACAUGAUGAUCAUUUUUUAUGGUUACUCAUGCAUGUCCAGUUGUAAAACCAGUCAUUCCAUUUAUUAACUGAUGUCCAUGUCUAUUCUCGCAUUGCUUAAAAUAUAUUAUACGAACUAGAAGUCACUUACUUGAAAUAAAAGAAGUAUUUUCUUUUCA
Magallana angulata is the source of this 8646-nucleotide messenger RNA. RefSeq names its product plexin-A4-like. Gene Ontology annotation, cellular component: semaphorin receptor complex. The record is from RefSeq and is a predicted model, not a curated record. The coding region runs from base 57 to 5648 and encodes 1863 amino acids. Gene Ontology annotation, biological process: regulation of cell migration; semaphorin-plexin signaling pathway involved in axon guidance. The transcript has 36 exons. Lineage: Eukaryota; Metazoa; Mollusca; Bivalvia; Ostreida; Ostreidae. Gene Ontology annotation, molecular function: protein binding; semaphorin receptor activity.